AUGAUUGGUAUUCGACGAUGGACGCUCUUGGUUGCAUUUUUGUGGUUAGCAAUAACGACCGAGGCUAGGCGCAAACUCAAGCGAGACGAAAUGGAAGGCUUAAAAUCAAUGGAGACUGGCGAUUAUGAUGAAGAGUUUAACGAGCUAGAGCCAUGUCAAUGUGGCGUGUUCAUGUCGCAGCAAGUGGGCAUCAAGGAGGGUCGUCGGAGCCGACCCCGAGGGCCGCCGCAAGGCGAGCCUGUAGUCACGUACGACACUGACAGCCCAAGUUUGCCAUGUGGCUCGGGGGGAUUCAAGCACUGCAUCAGCAAAUGCCUCGAUGUGAUAUUAAAGUACCUGCCGCGCGCCGGUCCAGUAAUCUGCGGCGCAGUGGAGCGAGAUGUACGCAGAGAGAAGGCGUUCCUUUUUAUCAAGAACUGUGGAGGAGAGUGGACGCCCACUAACUUUUCCGCUGGAAAAGAAUUCUGCUGCACCGAUGGACAACAUCAUAAGUGCUAGAUGUAAUCAUUAAUUUAUAAUUUUUAUAAUUACUUAGAUUCAUACUUUAACGGUUUUUAUCUCAAAAAGCCGAGCAAGUAAGGGU
Molecule: messenger RNA, 583 nt
Organism: Melitaea cinxia (Glanville fritillary)
Lineage: Eukaryota; Metazoa; Arthropoda; Insecta; Lepidoptera; Nymphalidae
Gene: Fcp3C
Product: follicle cell protein 3C-1
Exons: 3
Coding region: 1-498 (165 amino acids)
Source: RefSeq, a predicted model, not a curated record